AUGAGAUGGGGAAACACAUACCCAAGUGGAUUAACUAAAGUUCAAACAAAACAAAAUAAAUGUAUACGCUGCAUAUUUUUUAGCCAUAAGAGAGAAAGUAGUGCACCCUACCUCAAACUUCUAGAUAUACUUAACAUAGAUAGCAUUUUUAAACUCAAAAUCUCCUUGCUAGCUCACAAAAUCUCACAAAAUGAAGCCAAUAUCCCUGAAGUGUUUCAAAACUACCUCGUAAAGCUGUCUGAUAUUCACUCACACAAUACCAGAUAUGCCUCAAAUCUUAACUUUCAUGUACCACGUGUAAGGUCAAAUUACGGCAAACACACAUUUAAGUUUGCCAUAACCAAAACUUGGGAAGAGAUUCCUACUAAGAUAAAAACACUUAGCUACCAUAAGUUCAAAAAAGAAUAUAAGCGAAUUCUAGUUAACUCUCAAAGGUAA
Molecule: messenger RNA, 438 nt
Organism: Porites lobata
Lineage: Eukaryota; Metazoa; Cnidaria; Anthozoa; Scleractinia; Poritidae
Source: the annotation of a GenBank genome assembly